Messenger RNA from Laccaria bicolor S238N-H82, 648 nucleotides. RefSeq lists its product as uncharacterized. Bases 1 to 648 code for a protein of 215 amino acids. The transcript is spliced from 6 exons. NCBI's taxonomy places the organism in Eukaryota, Fungi, Basidiomycota, Agaricomycetes, Agaricales, Hydnangiaceae. The record is from RefSeq and is a predicted model, not a curated record. Gene Ontology annotation, cellular component: nucleus.
AUGGAAGAAUCCAUGAUCCCGUCACUCUCAACAGGCAUCGUUGGCUCUCGCUUCGUCUCUCAGGACGAAGUAGACACAGCAAGAGCGAGACGAGACGAGCAGUGGAAGGCGGCCUAUGCUCGAUUGGGUCAAGAACCGCCACCUCAGCAACAAGAAGAUUCAUACGAUGGAAGGAGUCUGGCAGAAAAACUCGCUGCAAAUCGGAUCGCAAAACAAGAAGAAUGGGAAGAAAAGACCAAGCUCGCCAACCAAUUCAGAGCUUUGGAAGAGGAUGAAAUUAUGUUUCUCGAUUCUAUCAGAGAACGACAGGAAGAAGAGGAGCGUCAACGUAAAGAAAAAGACGGCGAGGAAGUAAGGGGCUUCAAAGAGGCAGUAGCUGCUCGAGCAAGCGCUGCUAAUAAUCCUCCUCCGAUACUGGGUCGGGUUGCGGAGUCAGCGCCACCUCUAAAGCCUCUACCUGUUACGAAAAAGGACCCGAAGAAAGUAUUAAAGGGUGUCGUUGUCAAAAAGAAGACAAAGACACCAAUAGCCUCAGCUUCGUCGGCGGCUUCAGUGAACAUCCGGAAGGGGAAGGACAAAGAGGGAAAAGCCAAGGGUGUUCAAGAAGAUAGUACGGAGCCAGAUUCGAAGCGUAGAAGGAUAACUUGA